UUUUUCUGUAUAUAUCGAAACUGUUUUCAUCAGAGAAACUAUUUCCGUAUCUGUACAUUAUCCUUAACUGAUAAUAUAGGACUGUAAUAUAUAACAUCAGAAUAUAUUAUUAUUAAAUGUUUUCAAAAAACAUUUUGAUUUGCAAUUUUUGUAAUUUUUUUAUUUGGAUUAGCGAUUUUUAUAGAGAUGAUAAUUUUUCUCCUUUCUUUUUUUGCUUGCAGGAGUAGCCUUUAUCAAAUUGUUCUUUUUCCUUGCUUAUAAUUAUAAACCAAUUUUUGUGUUUGAUAAAACUCAAUCUUUUGAAAAAGAAGUUGGACAUGUUGAUUACAAGAUUAGCCUUCACAGUGAUUGCACAGAUGUGGGAUGCUAUUCAUUUUGCUUUUAAGGUUUUUAAAAUUCUGUUGCUGAUUUCACUGCUUAAGGUGGCCUAUAAUGCAAUAUUUUUGGUUGUUGUUGUUAUUCAAAGGUUUUUUAUAAGAUCACCUGUCUAAGAUUACCAUUUUUCCCUUUUAGGAAGGAGUAUGUUAAAACAUUUGCCUGUGACUUGAUUUUAGAAAGCUUUAUAUAUGCAUUUAAUUUGUGAAUUUGUGCACUUAGUUUGUAAUUUUGCCUGAAAGCUAUUACAGAAAAAAUUCUUGUUUCUAGUUGUGUGAAACGCAGUCUUUGUUAAAACAUAAAGCAAAAUUUAAUUAUAUAACGAUGUAGAUUUACAAUUAUUUUUAGAAGAAUGAUUAACUCCACAUACCAGACAAAUAAUUCAAAUAUUGUUAACCGAAGUGUUUUAGUUGUUAAAUCCAAGGUUGCUCAGCAUGUUAGAAAUUAUGGAAAUUCUUCAAACAUAAAUUAUAAAGAGGAACACUUUCCUGUGCAAAAUGAAGAACAAGAAGAAGCAUCUAAAAUGGCAACGGAAUCUGUGGAGGAGAGUCAAAGUGAUGAAGUAUUCACACAGUACUCAUGCAGUUCUUUGCCACCUAACUAUAAAUGCAUUAAACACCCUGGAAAUAUAGUUGAAGCUGGUUCGUUAGCUGCACAGAAUUUACCAGUGGCAUCUUAUAACUUACUUGACACCUUACCAGAAUUUGUUAUUGGCGAGGGGAAGCUAAGCGAUUUGCAACUUGAAGGUAUUUUGUUUGCAUGUCAGCGUCAUCAACUCAUUCUUCCUUGUGGAAACCGGUCUGGGUUUUUUCUUGGUGAUGGAACUGGUGUUGGAAAAGGUAGACAGAUUGCUGGAAUAAUCUUGGACAAUUUUUGUCGUGGAAGGAAAAAACAUAUCUGGUUUAGUAUAUCAAGUGAUCUCAGACAUGAUGCUGCAAGGGAUCUUCAAGAUAUUGGAUGCUUUAUCAAUGUUAUUGAUGGAUGUCAACAACUAGAUAAGGGCAUGAAAGCGUUUGGUCUUGUUUCAGAUUUUCAAGAAGGAGUUUUGUUCUCGACGUACUCAACUCUAGUUUCAUCAUCUUUGAAAGAUCAAAAGAAAUCCAGCCGUUUGGAUCAACUUAUAAAGUGGUGUAAUAAAGAUUUUGAUGGUUGUCUUAUUUUUGAUGAAUGCCACAAAGCUAAGCACUUCUUACCGGGAAAAGAAAAAUCUAGUACUAAAGUUGCCCUUGCUGUGACAAUGAUACAAAGAUUGCUACCAAAAGCUAGAGUGUUGUACUGUAGUGCUACUGGUGUCACUGAUGUUAAGAAUAUGGCAUUCAUGGAACGUCUUGGAAUCUGGGGAGUUGGUACAACUUUUAAAGAUUUUACAAGUUUUUUAGACUCACUAACUUCAAGAGGAUUAGGUGCUCUUGAGAUGUUGUCCAUGGAAAUGAAGGCUGCUGGAAUGUAUGUUUCCCGCGGUUUAUCUUACCAAGAAGCAGAGUUUCAAACUGUGGAAGCCAAACUUACAGAAGAACAAAUUAAAAUUUAUGACAAAGCUGUUCAUGUUUGGAAGGAGCUGAAAAAAGCAUUGGCAGUUGCUCUUAAUCGCACUGCAAGUGCCAAAACAAGGGUGUGGAGCCACUUUUGGGCAUGUCAUCAACGAUUCUUUAAACAAUUAUGCAUGAGUAUGAAGUUACCUGAAAUUGUAAAACAAGCAAGGCAAGCAUUAUCUGAAGGUUACUGUGUUGUGAUUGGUCUACAAACUACUGGCGAGGCUAGUCUCGCUACUGAGUUGGAUCAAAAUGAUGGACAUAUUGAUAAUUUUGUAUCGUUAACGAGGGAGAUGUUAAGACGCUUCAUUAUUCAAUAUUUCCCGACGGAAAUAGCAGGAACUGGCAAAUUGCCUAAAAUUGACAACUGGUGUGUUGAAGCGAAAACUCUGUUGAUUAAUUUCUCUGAAAGGAUCACUUUACCAAACAGCCCUCUAGACGAACUGAUUGAUGAAUUAGGUGGUCCAAAUUGCGUAGCUGAAAUGACCGGUAGACGAGGUUUUGUUGGGCGUUAUUCAAAGAAAGAUAAACCGAGUUAUUAUUUACGAGGCGGAGCUUCAAAUAACGUCGAUAGUAUCAGCGUACAGGAGAGGAAUGCAUUUAUGAAUGGAGAGAAGCUAGUUGCCAUCAUAUCAGAUGCUGCCAGUACAGGUAUAUCAUUACAUGCUGAUGUACGUUCCAAGAACCAGAAAAGGAGAGUGCAUAUAACUGCAGAACUACCAUGGAGUGCAGACAAAGCAGUGCAACAGUUAGGACGCUCGCAUCGAUCUAACCAAAGCAGUGGUCCAAUCUAUAAGCUGGUGACGUCCAACCUUGGAGGCGAAAGAAGAUUUGCUGCAGCUGUGGCUAAAAGGCUCCAAUCGUUAGGUGCGUUAACAAAAGGUGAUCGAAGGGCUGCCACCGGUGCUGAUCUCACCCAGUUUAACUUCGAUACCCCAUACGGUAGACAGGCAUUAAAACUUAUGUACGAAGCUAUAGCUCAGCGGAAGUUGUUUGUUGGUUUGUCACUAGCCGAUGUAUGUCAAUCCGUUGGCAACGAUGUUAAAGAGUCUGUUGAUGGUUUUCAAGAUAAAAUGAAGUCAUGUUUGGUUGAUAUGGAUGUACUUGAGCAGAACGUUGUUGGAGCCAAUGUUUUAGACUUUAAUGCAAAAAACGUCGGAAAGUUUUUAAAUCGCAUUUUAGGGUUAGAAGUUAACAAGCAAAACCUGAUUUUUGGAUAUUUUUGUAAAUGCUUGGAUGCAAUGACGGAAGCUGCUAAGAAAGAGGGAAGAUAUAACGAUGGUGUGACAGAUAUCCGUGGUAAUUCGAUCACGUUAACUGGUCAACCCAGAGUAGUGUUUAAGGAAGCACAAUUGGGCUCAUCUGUAACUAGACACGUGUUAGUACUGGUGGACAGAGGUGUGCCAUUCGAACAAGCUGUAGAGAAGUAUAAUGUGAACAAACAUAACGAGAGUGGUUUUUAUCGCUCAAAACGAGAUCAGUAUGGAAGAAAACUAUACGUGUUGGCUAUCCAAAAAGAACGAUCGAAUCAUUUGUUCACAGUCAUGCGACCAAAUACUGGUAUGUCGGCGUUCGAAGAAGAGAAAGCCGACUUAUUUCAUAAAUACGAUCGUAUUGAACCCUUUGACGCAGAAAUCGGUUGGACAGAACAGUACGAAAGAACGAGAACAGGAUGUAUUCAUGGUAACAAAUGUAAACAUAUUACAACUUGUAAAAUUGGUAGUAGGAUUACAGAACUUCAUCUUUUAACUGGUCGAAUUCUAUCCAUUUUGCCUUCACUUGAAGCCGUUGUUGCUAAGUUCGCGCAUGCGCUACAGUUACCGCGAGAGCAUCGGAAUCUUCGAGUUGUACGUGUCGAGUUAGACAGCGGGGAGCGUGUAGUUGGUUUGAGGUAUCCUGACAUUUUAAUUUCGGAAGCUGAGAGGUAUAUUAAAGAACAGAAACUGAUGUUGCGGCAACAAACGGGUCAAAUAACCGAAAUCAUAACUGAAGAGGAAACACCUGUAAAUAAAAAAUCGCAAGUAAAGGCUUUUAAUAAAUCGAAAACUAUAAAGAGUUUUUUUACCGCCCCUGUGGAAGAAAAUGGGUGUACAAAGGAAGGGCGUUCAAAAAGUAGCAAUGACUUAAACUCAAUUGAAAACGCAAGUGUCACUGAGACCUGCAAUAAUUCAAGCAAAAAAGUAACUGAAUCUAAUUCCGAUAGUUCAAUUGCGCAUAAUCCUGGUAAAAAUAAAAAAAUGAAAAGAAGUCUGAGUAACAAUGUGACGUCAUCGCCACGUGGUAAGAGACAAAAACAAACAAAUUUAUUUAAUAUGAUGUUCACACAGAAUCAGAAAAAGAAAUCUCGCGCAUGCCCAGUAUGUCAAAAAUCUUUGGAAGGCAUUGGUAAUGAAGACAUCAAUAAGCAUAUAGAUUCGUGUCUUAUUGAUUGAUUGGUUGAUACGAAGCAGGGUUCUCGCGCCUUCUGAAAAUCCUAAAAAAUUCUUGAAAAAUAAAUCCGAAAAAAUCUUAUAAAAUCCUAAAAUUUCCUGAUUUUUUUGUGAAAAUUCUUAAAAAUUUUGUAGGGAAUAUUCAUUUGUCGGACAUAAUCUUUAUAAUGGAUUUUCUUGAUUUUCUUUCGUGGAAUAAAAGUCCAUAAUAGCUA
Molecule: messenger RNA, 4551 nt
Organism: Hydractinia symbiolongicarpus
Lineage: Eukaryota; Metazoa; Cnidaria; Hydrozoa; Anthoathecata; Hydractiniidae
Exons: 32
Coding region: 728-4339 (1203 amino acids)
Biological process (GO): regulation of DNA-templated transcription; DNA repair
Cellular component (GO): nucleus
Molecular function (GO): chromatin DNA binding; histone binding
Source: RefSeq, a predicted model, not a curated record